AUGAAAGAAUCUAAGAAAGGAUUAGAAUUUUCAGAGAUGAUAGAGAAGAUGAUAAUGAAGUUUCUAUAUAAUGAGAUCUAUAUCAACUAUGAAAUGCUGCAUAAAAUUCUGACAGAUAAUGAUGUGAAUCUUGUAGAAGAAGUAGUGAGGCAUUUUGCACUAUUAGCUAUGCAGAUUCAGCAGCAUGCAGUCUCUAUACAUUCAUCAUUCUAUCUGUGGUAUGAAUUGCAUCCGCGCAUUCCGGAGAAUGCUUUGAAAAAGGUGAGGGAGAGAAUAGCAGUUGCAGAUACAACAGAAACAGCAUUUGCAGAUGCAGUAGAAACAGCAGUUGCAGAUGCAGCAGUCACAGCAGUUGCAGACACAGUCAUUGUGAACAUAGAAUCAAGAUUGAAAGAGAUCAGCUAUGCAUACACAAAUGCUAAUGAGUUACUUCUGAACUGA
Molecule: messenger RNA, 441 nt
Organism: Blastomyces gilchristii SLH14081
Lineage: Eukaryota; Fungi; Ascomycota; Eurotiomycetes; Onygenales; Ajellomycetaceae
Exons: 3
Coding region: 1-441 (146 amino acids)
Source: RefSeq, a predicted model, not a curated record